Homalodisca vitripennis (glassy-winged sharpshooter) is the source of this 1197-nucleotide messenger RNA. Its product is annotated as rRNA 2'-O-methyltransferase fibrillarin-like. The coding region runs from base 145 to 1092 and encodes 315 amino acids. Gene Ontology annotation, biological process: box C/D sno(s)RNA 3'-end processing; rRNA methylation. NCBI's taxonomy places the organism in Eukaryota, Metazoa, Arthropoda, Insecta, Hemiptera, Cicadellidae. Gene Ontology annotation, cellular component: nucleolus; Cajal body; small-subunit processome. The transcript has 6 exons. The record is from RefSeq and is a predicted model, not a curated record. Gene Ontology annotation, molecular function: rRNA methyltransferase activity; histone H2AQ104 methyltransferase activity; RNA binding.
AAAGAAGACAACAAAACUUCUGAAACUUAACCCCAAAAAGCUCUUCCCCACGCUGCAGUGCAGCACGUUGACCGCGUGUGUGUAUUGUGAAUAUAUAGUUUGUUUCAGUUUAUUUGAGUAGUAUUCUUUUGUGAAUUUUACAUAAUGGGUAGACCCGGAUUCUCACCUGGUGGACGAGGUGGCGGUGGAAGAGGAGGAGAUAGGGGUGGAAGACCAAGCUUUGGUCGAGGAGGCGGUGGUGGUCGGCCCAGUUUCGGACGGGGAGGAGGAGGAGGUGGUGGUCGCCCAAGUUUCGGCAGAGGAGGACGGGGUGGUGGUAGGGGCGGUGGUAGAGGUAGAGGCGGUGGUCGAGGAGGUGGUAGAGGAGGUUUCGGAGGUGGCAAGAAUGUUAUAAUCGAGCCACACAGGCACGAGGGUGUGUUUAUAGCCAGAGGUAGGGAGGAUGCUCUGGUGACGCUUAACAUGGUUCCUGGUGAGGCAGUGUAUGGGGAGAAGAGGAUAUCUGUGGAGGAAGGGGAGUUGAAGAAGGAAUACAGAGUUUGGAAUCCUUUCCGGUCAAAGUUGGCUGCAGCUAUCCUGGGAGGUAUUGACCAAAUACACAUGCCUCCGGGCAGCAAGGUGCUGUAUCUUGGUGCAGCGUCGGGUACCACCGUCUCUCACGUUUCCGACAUUGUUGGACCGGAAGGACUGGUGUACGCCGUAGAAUUUUCUCAUAGAUCAGGGAGAGAUUUGUUAAACGUUGCCAAGAAGCGGACGAACAUCAUUCCGAUCAUCGAGGACGCCAGACAUCCGCACAAGUACAGGAUGCUGGUUGGCAUCGUGGACUGCAUAUUUGCUGAUGUUGCACAGCCUGAUCAGGCUCGUAUCGUGGCCAUCAACGCCCACAGUUUCCUCAAGAACGGGGGCCACUUCGUUAUAUCAAUAAAGGCCAACUGUAUAGACUCGACCGCUCAGCCUGAAGCUGUAUUUGCCGGCGAAGUCAAAAAACUGCAAGCAGAGAAAUUCAAGCCUCAGGAACAGUUAACGUUGGAACCGUAUGAGAGAGACCACGCAGUUGUUGUUGGUGUUUACAGGGCGCAACCGAAGCAAUAGCAGAGUUUUGGGACCACCAAUAUAAAAAUUAUUUUUGUUUGUGCCACAUUUAAAAAUAUAAAAUAAUUGUGGUUGUAUAUGUUAUAAAAACAUUUUUUAAUAUUA